Messenger RNA from Fusarium coffeatum, 777 nucleotides. RefSeq lists its product as uncharacterized. The transcript has 2 exons. Lineage: Eukaryota; Fungi; Ascomycota; Sordariomycetes; Hypocreales; Nectriaceae. Gene Ontology annotation, cellular component: Dsc E3 ubiquitin ligase complex; endoplasmic reticulum. The record is from RefSeq and is a predicted model, not a curated record. Bases 1 to 777 code for a protein of 258 amino acids. Gene Ontology annotation, molecular function: protein binding. Gene Ontology annotation, biological process: protein processing.
AUGACCUCUCACGCCACAUCCUCGCAUCCUCUUCCUCCUCCCCUCCAUCUAACAAUCCGCUUCUCAACAUCUCAACCAGACCUCGAACUCAAUAUCUCCACCCCUCAUACAACAACAGUUCUCGCUUUAAAACACCUCCUUCGCACACGGCUAUCGUCUCGCAGCCGGCUACGGCUCAUUUACCAGGGUCGCAUCCUACCUGAUGGUUCGGCACUCAGUUCAGUGCUCAAAGCACCUCCGCCGCCGCCGCGCGAUAAUGACGAUCCCAAAGGCAAGGGGAAGGCUGUUCAGGGCGCGAAUCUCACAAGAGUCUACGUGAACUGUUCAAUAGGAGAUGAACUGACGAGUGAAGAGUUGAAAACGGAAGAGGAGGAGGCGCUCAAGCCACCCAAAGAUGCGACUGGCGAUGAUGGAAAACCUACGACGUCAACGAGACCACGGCCAAGAGGAUUUGAUCGAUUGUUACAAUCUGGAAUCACGCCUUCCGAGAUUGCUACGCUCAGAACACAAUUCAAUUCUAUACACACAGCAGGCUUCACACCAGAUGCGAUGCCUUCGCCUGAUACCUUGCGCAAUAUGGAAGACGCAUGGAUAGAUAAUAAUGCAGAUGGCCUUCCAUCUGGAGCCAACCCUCUGGAAGACGAAAAUUCCGGUGUAGGGGUGCUUGACAUAUUAAUUAAGGCUAUGAUUGUCGGCUUCUUCUUCCCCCUGGGAAGCUUGGCAUGGCUGUUGCGCCAGGACGGAAUCUGGAAGACCACACCCGGUCACGAAUACUAA